AACUGCAGGAUACUGCAAAAUUGUAUCAUAACGUAGUAACGUUGUCAUGGUAAGUGAUUUCGAUUGAAAAAGAGUUGAAAACGGAAAACAGUUAAACUCCCAUCAAACGCCCAAUUCAAAAACAUUUGAAUCAAAUCAAUCUGACAAUAUUGGCAUUUCAAAUCGAACGACAUUUGUAAAAAAAGCUCUCCUAUUUGAUUUAAUUUAAAAUUUAGAAAGUUAAAGCUUUUCCAGUUUUUGCUAUGCAUACUAAACUGUUCAUCAAAUCCUGGUUUCUACAUUUAUCUCUGAUUCGAGUGUCAAUUCCGUGCAUAAAAGACUUAUCCAAAAAAAAUUGCUUCGAUCAUCAAAGUACUAUUGUUCUUAAUCAAAAAACUCUAGACCCAUAUUUUUAUUUGAGCAUAAAGGUGGCACUUUCUGUUACAGGGUUGUCCAAAAAAAAGUUAUCAUUCAAAAUUUUCAAUUUUCAAAAAUUUGUAGCCUUUGAUCCGACUUUGAACCUUCGGGCAUAAAAGUGAAGGUAAAUGAUAGAACAUUCGAAAAAACUAUCAAACUGUACUUAAAAUAACCAUUAGCUUGCAAAAUUUAUGAUACAAACCGUUUUUUCGUUUUGGAGGUUUUGAUACCCGAGCGAGCUUAUCAUUUGAUUUUUUGUUUUGACUUUUAAGAAAAUUUUACAUUGAAUACCUAAUUUUUAAGGUAGGUAUUAUUAGCUUGGAGAUAGAAUUUUUUUAAUCUUCAAUAUCCACCAUAAUCACCAUGCGUCUCCAUUGGAAAAAAAAAAAUACUGCAAUGCAAAAAUAUCUAAUGAUAGCGUCUCCCGGGUCUUGGAAUGGUAAAUCAUGGUUAGUAUCAUGCUACUGCUUCGCAAUAGCUUUUUUGAAUAAAGACGCUUGGUGGUUAUAAUGGGCAUUAAAGAUUUAAAAAAUAUCUAUUUCUAAAAAAAAAUAUACCUUCAUGAAAAUUUGAUUUUAAAUUUUCUGGGGAACUCUGGGGAAGGUCUCCUGGGUAUUAAACCCCCCAAAACGGCGAAAAGAAAAGGAUGUUCAAAAUAGAAAAUUUUGAAAAAAUGAAUCGAAUUUUUUUUUGAUGAAUCAUUAAUUGGAGAUUCUCAACACUAAUUAUACCUUUUUUUAUAACUGAACAAUAAUAAUAAAUAUAACAAAAGGUGACCUCUCAACAGUAAUAGAAAAUGUCGAAUUUCACACAGCACCAGAAUAUAGUUAUAAUACCAAAAGUAUAUUAAAACAAGCAUUGAAAUUAAUUGCCUCUUAAUUUUUCUGUUAUCGUAACAAUAACCCGCUUGAUCCGGAAUAUCUUUGGUAAAAUGUAACCCAAUUGAUUGAAAAUUAACAAAUUAACAAAUUAACGGCGAAAAGGAAAAAAUGUUGAAAAUAGAAAUUUUUUAAAAAAAGAAUCGAUUUUUGGGAACUGUUAUGCAGGUUUGUUAUUUUCCUCAGAGAAUCACUAGCGUAUAGGGGAAUAUCUUGCGAAAACAACUGCUCUCACACUGGUGAGCAAAGCGACCGAUUUGCUUGAAGAUUUUAUCGCUGCAGUGCGCACCGCGGUUUAGGUUUGUGUAUUAUCACUACCACUCUCGUUUUGCUCAGCGUUGGUGUACGCAGCAAGUGGGCACACACUCCACAAAGCAGAAUGAAAAAGUUUGGUGCAAAAAAUUGCUACACGCAGCGCUUAUGCUGGGCGAGAAGUGAGCGGUAAAUAUUCACUUUGCUCUUUUCACAUAUUGAGAAGAAUAACAAGCCUGCUCCUAUGACAGAAAGUGUCACCCUAAGAGCUAAACAAAAUAAUACGGGUCUAGAAGUUUUCGAUAAUGAACAACUAUAGUGACUUUAAGCACCUUUAAGUAUUAUUGAAGGAAAUAUUCUCGUAUAGGUCUUUUUUGCAUGGAAUAGCAGAAUAAUUUUUAAUCGAGAUCUUGGAGAAUUUUGUAACAGUUUUUCAAAUAAGCGUAAUGAAAAUUAUGGAUAAAAACGAUAUUUUUUAUCUAUCUUAAGCAAAAAUUACAGGUUUUUUUCGAAACGCAUGAAUAACUGGACAUCUUGACGUAUGGGAUUUUCUUAGUUUAGUUUUUUUUGUUGAAAACUCAAUUUUAGUAGUUUCGUCGGCUUACGGCAGUUUAACAGGUGGAAUAUAACUCUGGGGGAUAUGAAGCUGUGUGUCGUUGGAAGAACGCCAGCAUCUUUGUUAUGCUUAUCGCUUUUCAUGAAUUUAGGUAGAAUAUUUAAUUGGUAAUGCACUGCAAUUAUUUUGUUUUGUAAUAACUGUUACACGAAAAUUUUACAAUUAAAAAAAAAUGUCCACAUCGCAGGCUUCUCCUUAUACCAAGGCAAGUAUGAUAUGCCCCAAUGCGGAAGGCUAACUUGCCUAACUUAAAAUUUGCAUUUUUUCGAGGCUCUCUUACUCCAUAACAAACACGCUCAGAGAGAAAUGAAAGUUUGUAUAUAUAAGCUCUUUCUCUCUCCUCUUUAUGCAAGUAUAUUUUGUUUUGUUUAUGCAUGCCCAGUUCUGUUUAAUAUGGCGUCGAAACAAGGAGCAUUCUGCAAGGGCAUCGUAUAGUUCGCUAUGAACUGCACAACAAUUUCUGGCAAAAAGUUCACGGUAAACCUUUUGAAAGCAAAAAUCUUCUCGUUUUGACUGGCUAUAAUUAGACCUGUGCGUCGACCAUAUCAUCGGCGGCGGCGGCGUAGAAAACAUUUUACCUCGGCGGCGAUCGGCGCGCCGGCGUGACGCCGUUGGUAAUUCUCGGCGGCGGCGGCGGCGGCAGCGGCGGCGGCAGCGGCGUGUACCGGCGUGACACUAAUUACCACUUCCAAAAUAUUGCGUAUGAUGUGUACACUCUCAUGUUCGGUUUUUUUAUUUCAAAAUGAAUAGUUAGAAAUAUGUUCUUCCGGGUUGACAGGAUGUCAAAAAAGAAAUAAGAUUGGUUAAGAAACAAGUAAACAAACAAUUUAACAACCAGCAAAGAAAUGACUAUCGGCGCGAUAAAAAUUUCUUCGGCGGCGCGCCGACUCAAAACCAUCGGCGGCAACGGCGUGCGUAAAAGUGUCGGCGGCGGCGGCGCGGCGUGGCGGCGCACAGGACUAGUUACAAUUUCAUGCAAACCUCAACAACAAUUUGCCAACAGAAAAAGAUUUUUUCUUUCUUGUCUAAAUCAUGGUUUAAAACUAACUUUUCUUUUAAACUUCAUUUUUUUCCAAAACCAUACCAUGUUUCGGCCAGAUAAAAUAUUAUCACAUUACAUCAAAAACCACAAACGCUUCUGUACAAUUAUUCGACUCCAUUUGUACCCCAAACACACAACCCAACGAAUCUACCUCAGUGUCAGCAAAUCGAUGAUUUCUUUGGUACAAAAAAUAACUGGAGAUCAAUCUAUGUAGGGUAAGGGACCCAUAAUUCGCCCUGACCCCAUAAUUCGCCCACCCACUAAUCAACAAAUUGUUUACAGGGUUUGUUAUUGAAUUAUGCCAAAAAAUAAUUUAUUUUCAAUAUCAGCUGUUUCUUUUUUAUGUUUGAACACGGUUCUAAGAGUUGACACUAUAUUGCGAACAAUAAAAAUAAAUAGGUGGGCGAAUUUGGGGUACUCGGAUAAAGUGGGCGAAUUAUGGGGUCGUUACCCUACCUACUGCAAACAGUUGAUUGGUAGAAUUCCGAAAAGUCGACGUAAGGGCCGUACAACGCCUUUGUUCCGGCAGCCUCGUCGGAAGGUCGGUAACUGACCUUUCUAUAAUGCUCAAUUUUUUCAUUUAUAAUGAGCGUAUCUUCAUGAGAAAUAGGGGAACUGCUCCAUUAUUCAUCUAAGCCCAUAUAUUCAUCUCAUUCAACAUGAAAACACAAUUGAAAACAGGAAAAAAGCAAAUUUUCUUCUUAAACCAAUCUGCUAAUCCAUGGAAUGGAUUCUUAUUAGUUCACUUUAGAUUCCUCAUAAAGAAUAAUCCUCGAAUACUCUCUUAAAAGCACUAAAUUUGAUAUUAUAGUCGGGUAUCUACACUCGAAAACUCAUUUAAUUCAAUCACCUACCUCAGAAAACAAAAUCCGCGGAUUGUUCUAUUCGGCUACCACGGGACUCGUUUAGCAACCAACCAAAGUUUUUUCAACACUAGCGGACCACUUUUUAUUUUGAUCACUAAACAAAAUCACUCACCACACUUAGAAUACUUUAAUUUUGGAAAUGUUCUCCUCAAAUUUCCUAAAACAAGCUUGAAUCAGCAGAAAUAUAUGAGAUGAAUUUCCACAAUUCCUAAAUUUCAACUGCAUGUAUUUUCAUCUGUUUUCACUGCGUUGAAUAAGAUAAAAAGUUGCCAAAUCAGUUUCUGUUAAUACGAAAAAAUCAUACUGAAAAUGUUAAAUUAUUCCGACAUAAUUGAAAUAAAUCUACAGCACUGUAGUGGUUACCAAUUUUGCACGUAAACAACUGCAGCGGAUAUCUAGGUAACCUACUACGACGGGCUGCGGCUACGUUCAUUCAUGAUAAUGUGAUUCAUUCAUGAUUAACAGUGUGAUGAAUAUGGGGGAGUCGUGAGAUGAAUAAUUGAGCAAUGAUUCAAAUUUUGAGAUGGAUAUGGAAGCGUUGUGAAAAAUGGUUUGUUAUACAAAAUUCAGGAUGAAUCUAACUAAUUUUACUAAAUAUGCAAUGCUAAACGAUUCCAUAAGAGCACGUAAGCAUAUUUAGUUAAUUUGUUCAAUGAUUUCGUGAAAAUUUGGUGUUUAAUCCGUGCAUUAUCCGUGGAUAUCGGCUUAAUGAGAUGAAUAAUGGAGCAGUUCCCCUAAAUCAGUUUUUCGUUAAAUUCAUCCAACUUGUUUUGACAGCAGUAGAAAAAAGUUUUCAGUUGUCACCCGUUAUGCUUUGUAGCACACGAAGUGAUGAAACGCUUUUUUUUAAUCUCGCUUAUUUUCCGUCGGUCUAGUUAUGCCACUGUUGUUGUGCCAAUCACCGACGCCCGGGAGCCGACUCCACCCAGAACCCUAACUCGCGACCCGUUGAUUAACGGACCAGCGCCAACGGCUUUACUUCCUCAUGCGAUGGAAGGCGUGAUCCCAGAGAUUUUUUACCUCAGAAAAUCUCCCGGUAUCGGCUAGGAUUCAAUCUAGACCAGUUUGGUUGGUUGUGAGUGGAUCACGCCACCUCACAACCAUCGACACCUAUGUCGGCGGUGGAAUUCGAACCCAGGCGUCGAGCGUAGUUGGCGGAGAUGUUACCAACCACGCUAGGCCCCCGCCUUGUGAUGAAACGCUUGAAGUCUCAGAAGAGAACGGAAUUUUUUAUUAUGGUCCAAGAGGACUUUUACUAUCAUUCUUCUUUAUGACAAAGUGCUGUUUGUAGUAGGUUCCAACAAAUUUUAGAGACACAGCUGAAAAAAAAAAACAUCAAGAAUUUCUGAAAUUUCAACUUUUCCAAAAGACCUUAGUAAAUAAAAGGGUCUACAAAUAAACAAACCAAAUAAAAUUAUCUUUUUUUCACUAUUUCUCAACAAAUAUUGCAGCCCAAUAGUAUAGGCACUAUUCCAUGAAAUGGCGAUUUUCCCUUUUUUUUUAACGGGACUCCGGUAUUUUUUUGAUAAAUCAUUAAUUGGUGACUUCUCAACACUAAUUAUACCCUAUUUAAUAACUUAUCAAUAAUAACCUCUCAACAGUAAUAGAAAAUGUAGAAUUUCGCACAGCACCAGAAUGGAGGUAUAAUACCAAAAGUAUAUUAAAACAAGCAUUAAAAUGAAUUGCCUCUUGUUAUCCAGGGUUGCCAACCCUCCAGUUUUUCCUGGAUAUCUCCAGUUUUUUUGGGCAUGCCAGCGAAACAGCUGAAGGUUCAAUAUCUCCAGUUUUUCGAAAAUUGUUCUAGUUUAAUCCAGCUCUCUAUUCAUCACCAUAUUUGUUGAAUUCAUUCUUCUUAAAUGAAUGGUUUUUUCAGUAUUUCAUGCAUUCAAGCUCUUCGGUAUUCUGGUUUAAAUCGAGCUCUAGUUGCAUCUUUAAAAUUUUGAGUACCGUGCUGGAUCGAAACCCGUACAGUAUCGAAAUCCGUACACCUUGAUGUUUUAACAGUUUUAAGCAUUAUAAAAAUGAAAAUUCAUAUGAUAGGUUCAUGUACAUUGUACAUGUAAUCAGCAUAUGAAUUUUCAUUUUUAUAAUGCUUAAAACUGAAGAAAAACAUCACAGUGUACGGAUUUCGAUACUGUACGGGUUUCGAUCCAGCACGGUACGCCAGACUUUAUAUCUAGUAACCAUUUUCUCCAUCAGCGAAAAAUUCAAAAUAACAAUGCAUUAUCUCUUUCACCCUUUUUGUUGACAUUCAAUAAUAAGAUACAAUAUAUGUAUAUAUUUAUUAUUCACGCAACAUUUUUGAACCGAAAAUCAAACAAAUUUUUGUAAAAGUGUCAAAUUUAUAUAUCCAGCUUUCUCCAAUUUUUUAUUUCGAAUUUUUUCAGUUAUUUUUAAAAAAAGGUUGGCAUCGCUGCUGUUAUCUGUGACGUAACAAUAACCCGCUGCGAUCUGGAAUAUUUUUGGUAAAAUGAUACCCAAAUGAUUGAAAAUUAACAGAAUUACAUUCCAAACUAUAUUUACGUUAAUAGUGUUUUCGAUGUCGGGAACUAUCGAUUACUUCAAAUUGACUAAUGGCUAUCACCAAUUUCAGCAUCGCCACAAUCACUUAGUAGGUUUAACGAAUCGUUAAACAUAUGGAAUAAAAUAUCAAAAACCAUGCGCCCAUCCCAGGACAUUUCCCAAAUAAUCCUGUCCACAUGUUUCCUCCAAAUGUGUGGAGACGUAAAUACUUUGAAACUGUUCCAAUAUAAAGCGAAACACUCGCCGGUCUAUAGAACUCCAAUAAUCCUCUCAUCAUAAGGGGUCUCAAUAUAUUUUCCGCAUGAUGUGAUGAUGAUUAUCAUAAUGCUGAUAGUAAUCCGUGAAAUAUUGUCGCACAUAAAAGAUGCAAACGCCAGUAGUGUCUUUAUUACUUGUUUGUGUCGAGCAAAUUGUUUGCCUCUAUCGCUGCAUCUGCACAGAACCGACAAAUAACAUAUUGCUCGUCCCGCUCAGGCUAGAAGGCUCCCUCCCCUGUAUUGAUACUGCAUUUUUCCUCCUGCUAGUUACAAUCACCCUCAACAAAGCCGGAAGCACCUUCGGUUUGGUUAGCCUAGACAGCGCGAAACGAAACCGGGAAUAUUUGAAGAAAACAAAGCUCUUUUGCAGGAUAAUGCGGGUUUGGCGAAAGGAUUAAACUCAAAAAAAAAAUUAACUGUUCACAGAAAAUGGGGUGCUGAUAUUUAUUGCUUUCUGGGAGCGUCUACAAAGAUCUCGUUGUUUGUUUCUAAACAUCAAAUGUUUAUUAUCAGUUCAACUGAUAAAUCAAAAUAAACUCAUAAAUCAAAAAACAGUGGUUUGAUUAUACAUUUGGAUUUCAGGUAGUUUAGUGAAAAUUAAUAAUUCAUCCUUCCAUUAGCGUCUGAUCCAACUGGUAGAAUUAAUUGGUUAGAGCAAUUAAUUCUUUUUUCUUUCCAGAAACUAAUAUAAAAAUAAUAUAACGUUCGUGCACCUCUCUUACACCAUUUUAUUCCAUUCUUUAUUCCAUCUUUCUAAACUCGAUAACAUUAAAUUAAGUAAAUAAAUAUAAAUUUUUUUUUUCAAACCUAUUUAAUUCAUAAGAUUUUUUUUUCUUCAAAACAUAAAGCAUAUAACAAGAUUUUUUACCCAAACAACAGUUUGUAAUAAAUCAAAUAAAUCUGCCUUAGAACUGUUUGAUUCUCGAUGACCUAGUCGAUCAUCGAAAUCGUUUUAAUAAGUUAUAACUCCCGAAUCUUCAAAACGUCUCAAUAAUUAUUUUGCCAUCCUGCGUGAAAAAAUAAUUUGUUGUUAUGCCUGCGAGAGGUAAAAAGAGCUUUGAAUGGUAGAGAUUCACCCGCGUAAGCAAACUGGAAGAAGGAUGAGCCACCACUGUUAGCCGUUUAUAUUAGAACACAACAAAAGAUCCGCGCGACGAUGAUUCGCAUUGUUGUUUGCUUGCUGCUACAAAACACGACCCAUCCGGAAAUGGUUGGCAGGGAAACAGAAGUGAAAGCAAUAAAGGCGGAUUUUCUUUAGAUUUGCGCCUUCUACGAGCCCUCUCGCUCCGGUUAGCAUCGUGACGGCUGGUGGGUGCUAUUAUGAUUUUGAUCUCAUUCGUAGCCUACUACUACUACUUCUGUAUCACCCCCUUUCGGAUGAAUGCUGAUUGCGGGGUAUUUUCAUCAGAACGAGAUCUAACAAAAGGUUCUAGUGGAUUUGGGACGAUAUAAAUUGUGUGGUGUUUUGACUUUUUGAGGGGACAAUUUGUCUUUAUUGAUUUGGAUUGUUUUUGACAUGUAGAAGAGUAACAAGCUACUAAAAUGAACAAAAAUACAAUUUUAAGAAGCAAAAACGAUGACAGCAAAACCCGUUACGCUUAUCGAUCUACUUGAGCUCGCAUUUGAAAAACCGGAAUCAGGAAUUGUAAACCUUCAACUUCUCUACAAACUCUUCCGAGAACUUAUCGUUGGCUUGAACAUAGGUAAUAAUCAGCUUAUUUCUACGGAAUCAAGUGGCGAGAACCAAAACCCUACAUUCGAAAAAGAAACGGCCUUAGACGAUUCAAUCUCACAGCAAUCAGGUGGCUUAAACUCCCAGGAAUCGGAAAACACAAUCUCACAACUCACAGCGGAUUCCCACAAAGAUAUCGACCAGAAAGUUGACUCUAAGAAUACAUUCCCUAGAGAAGCAGCUUCUAAAUCAAACCAAAAAGACCUCGAAUCCGCUAGUGUUAGCGAAUCUUUAUCAUCACUACAAUCCAGGCAAACUUCAAAUGGACUAUCUCCAGAUACAGAUGAUUAUUCGAGUACAAAUGAUAAUCUUCCAUUAGAUGAAGGAACUACUGACCAGUCAUCGGAACUAUUUGCUGAUGCUGAUAGAACUCACAGCUUAAUUCAAAUCGAAGCAUCUGCAAAAGAUAGACCUCUACCAACUCACAACACAACCGAUCAAUUAGCUGCGAUAAACGAUCUCCUAAAAGCUUAUUUAGUACGCUUGAAGGUUCUUGAAAAUAACGUCAAUAUAGUGAAGUCUAGAAACCUGGAGAUUUUCGAAUUUUCGGCUAAAAUUCUAGGACAAGUUGAAAACUUGGAAAGUCGCUUAUGUGACGAGCAAAAAAAGCUUGCCAGAGUAUCGGCUGAUUUGGAGUGUCUUAGUUUACUAGUGUCGCAGUAUGAAACCCAAUUUCAACAAUUCGGUGCUGGGCUAGACCGCUUAGAAAUCCAACUUCGAGAAGUGAAAUGUUCGAUUCGAUGCAUAGACAAAGAGAGAGAGCAGUUCUUGCAGAACGUACAAUCAGUCACCGAGCAGCUGAACCACUUUUCAACCGUCAAAGCCGAUAGGGCAGAUGUGCACGCUGAAUUGUCUUUGCGAGCUUACACCACAGACCUCAAUAAAUUCGUCCCGUUUGAAUUUUUCAACACUAUACAAACCGAUGUCGCCAGAAGCAUUGCUUCGCUUCAUGAUGAAAUUUUCAAUCAAAAUAAAUCGACACUUUCGAAAUUCAACGAGAUGCAAACACUGAUCGCCGCAAAAGCCCAAAUAACCGAAACCGAAAAUAUUCAGAGACAGCUCGAAAAAGUAUUAUAUAAUUUACAGCAGAUGAAAGAUCAUCAACAGUCUAAGCUGAAAAUGACAGGAUGCUCUGCUGGUGUGGUGUUAAAAGACAGUAGCAAACUUCCGAAUUGUUUGUCUUGCGGCGAUCAUGCUAUUUUACAGGAACAUUAUGAACUUGUACCUCAAUCAAAACCUCUCACACCGUCAGUGAACAGAAAAGCGAAGGAAAUAUUCACGAUUCGUAAAAGGAGCGCUGGUGGAAGCUACACAAAAAUUAACCGUAACGAGACAGUGAUGCAAAGUGCAUCGCUGCAUAUUCCAUGCAAAUAUAUGAACGCGGAUGGUAGUCCUAUACAACAAAUUGCAGGAAAAGAUGGCUGCUGGUAUCUGGCCAAUAAUGAUUAACUUUCCAUCACAGAUAUUUUAUUAUAGUUGCUUUUCAAAAAUAAAAAAUACCUUUUCUUAUUGUUUUUAGAAAAAAAAAAUUACUGAAUAUAAACAAAUGGGAUAUACCUAAUAUAGCUUCUACUUUCUAUUUGCCUGUCAAAACCAAAACCAAAUGUGCAAUCAUUAUUUCGCAC
Messenger RNA from Wyeomyia smithii (pitcher-plant mosquito), 10187 nucleotides. RefSeq lists its product as uncharacterized. NCBI's taxonomy places the organism in Eukaryota, Metazoa, Arthropoda, Insecta, Diptera, Culicidae. The transcript is spliced from 2 exons. The coding region runs from base 8407 to 10011 and encodes 534 amino acids. The record is from RefSeq and is a predicted model, not a curated record.